Molecule: messenger RNA, 1321 nt
Organism: Pipistrellus kuhlii (Kuhl's pipistrelle)
Lineage: Eukaryota; Metazoa; Chordata; Mammalia; Chiroptera; Vespertilionidae
Product: keratin-associated protein 10-3-like
Exons: 1
Coding region: 185-943 (252 amino acids)
Cellular component (GO): keratin filament
Source: RefSeq, a predicted model, not a curated record
UAAUGAGGCUUCAGGGCCCUGCACUCACCCAACAAGGAAAGGGGGCAUGUGAGCCUUUUGUGGGGACAACAAAGGCCAAAGACCAGAUAUAAAAGCGCUGGAGUCCCAGGACAGCUUACACACACUCACAGGCACUCACACACCUGCUCACUCCUCCCAGCUCACCUCCAGCCGCUGCCUCACCAUGGCCACAUCUGCCCUGUCCGUCUGCUCCAGCAACCUGAGCUAUGGCAACCGCACCUGCCUGCCCGGUCCCACUGAUUCUUGCACGGACUCCUCCUGGCAGGUGGACGACUGUCCAGAGAGCUGCUGUGAGCCCUCCUGCUGCACCUCCAGCUGCUGCCAGCCCUCCUGCUGUGUCCCCACCUGCUGUGUCCCCAGCUGCUGCCAACCCUCCUGCUGUGUCCCCAGCUGCUGUGUCCCCACCUGUUGUGUCCCCAACUGCUGCACCACGGCCUCCUAUCUUACCCUUGCUUGCACCCCAGUGAGCUGUCAGACGUCGUGUGGACCCAGCCCCUGCCAACCAACCUGCACCAGCUUCUGCACCAGCUCCUGCAUGCCCUCGUGCUGCCAGCAGUCUAGCUGCCAGCCCUCCUGCUGCACCUCCUCCCCCUGCCAGCACGCCUGCUGUGUGCCCGUCUGCUGCACACCUGUCUGCUGUAAGCCCAUGUGCUAUGUGCCCAUCUGCUCUGGGGCCUCCUCGUGCUGCCAGCCCACCUCCUGCACUUCAUCCUGCUGCAGACCCUCCUCCUGCGUGUCCGUCAUCUGCCGCCCCGUGUGCAGGCCUGCCUGCUGUGUGCCCGCCUCCUCCUGCUGUGGCCCCACCUCCUCCUGCCAGCCCAGCUGCUGCCGCCCGUCCUCCAGCAUGUCCCUGAUCUGCCGCCCCGUGUGCUCCCGCCCGGCCUGCUGUGUCCCCACCUCGGCCCAGGGGUCCUGCUGCUGAGCAAACUUGUCCCUCAGGCCCAGCCGGGCUCAGGUCUCACCCUGUGACUGUGGACCUCCCAGCCAUUCCUCAGUCUGGUCCUGACCUGUGCUAGAUGGCUGCCGCCACUCAGGAUGGAAUCCCUCAGUUUCCACUAACCUGACCUCUGCUCUCCGGACCCCUGGAUCUCACCGCUCCCUCGGCUUUUGCCUCCUACACGAUGCCCCCACCUGCCCCUGGACACCUGUCCUUCCCUCCUAGUUUCUCUGUUGGGUCACUUGACUUCUACUCUCAGCUUGUCAGCACCUCAUUGGGUAUCCCAAUAAACUCACCUCAGCACCUGAUGGCUUCCUUCAUCUGAUUCCAUGGGGAGGGGUGCGGACAUGUGGUUUUCACCAG